UAAGGACAAAAUGGCGGAAGGUGAGGUGGCUAAACUACAGAACCACCUGAGUUUGCUGCGUGAGGAGUAUGUGAAGCUACAGAAUCGCCUGGCCGAGGUCGAGAAGAAAUACCAGAUAGCCUCAGCAAGUGCUGGACAAGUUGGGAAUGACAACUUUGUAGCCAGACUUCUGAAAACUGUGGCAGAUUUAUUUGAUAAGGAGUUAUAUAGUGAUUUGCAGAUACAGUUGGAUGGCUCCAAACAAGUGUUUGGUCACCGCUUUGUCCUUGCUGCCAGGAGUGACUACUGGGGCGUCCCAGACCUUAGCCAAGUGUCUAGUCUGGAUUUCUCUAAUAUAAAGUAUGAGGUAGCCCAUGCCUUAUUACGCUGGGCUUACACAGAUGACAUAGACAUCAGGUCUGAUAGUGAUUUCCUACUGGAACUCCUCAGAGCAGCCACUAAGUUCAAACUGAGAACUCUACAGGAACGGUGUGAAAAUGGUCUCAUGUCCUUUGUGAAUAUGAAAAACUGUAUAACAUUCUACCAGACAGCAGAAGAGAUUGGGGCCGAUCUUCUGAAAAGACACUGUUCUACGUUGAUAUCUAACCAUUGGAAUGACUUUACAAGUGAGGACUUCGUCCAUAUGCCAGCCCCGCUGCUGUACCAGAUGUUCAAAGCCAAAACUGAAUACCCCCUGCAUGCCACAAUACGUGCCAAACGCGAGGAUGCCUUGUUUUUAUACCUCAUAGAGUACGAUUCUCAGUUAUCUGUCAAAUUAAAUGAUGUUGAUGAUAAGGGUGACCUGCCCAUGGAUCUGGCCCUACAGUCUAGACAGACAAGUAUAGCAGAGACACUAAUGAAACACCGUGUAGAUGUGAAUCGACGGGACAACACCGGCAAAUGUCUCCUACACAAGGCUAUCAAGAGAGGUGAUGAGUUUUCUGCAGAGUUCCUUAUACGUAAUGGAGCUGAUGUGACUAUGACAACUCACCUCGACCGAGAGUCACCCCUCCAUAUGGUAGCGACCUUUAACCCUGAUGUGACCAGCCCUGAUGUAAUAACUGGCAUGGCAUGCAUCGCUAAACAGCUGCUGGAGCAUAACGCUGACCCGAACCACCAGGAUACCUCUGGGAGCACUGCCCUCCAUGCUGCAGUGUUCAGUAAAAAUGUGGCAGUUUUUCAAACUCUUCUGGACAGUGGCAAGAUCCAUUUUGAACUGAAGACCUCUGAUGGCCACACUGCAUUGUGGCUUGCACUACAGCAGGGAGAAGACAAGGAGGGUGACGUACAGACAGUGUAUGGGCCACAGAGUUUUGCUGCUCAACUCCUCGCCAAGGGUAGUUCACCUGACGCUGUCGAACCAGAGACAGGUGACACCAUCCUACAUCUUGCCACCAGAUCAGGUAACGAGAGGGCGGGCAUAUUCCUCGCCUCUCAUGGAGCCAAAGUGAAUCUCUCUAAUAGUAAGGGUGAAAACCCCCUACAUUUAGCUUGUCAGAAGGGUCUGUCUAACCUUGUGCAGGUGUUACUUAGCAAGGGAGGUAACCCUAAUGGACAGACAAGAAAGUCGACAAUGAGUGAUCUGAUGCUAGGCCAGGACGAGGCGCCUGCAACUUUACAAACUCCGCUUCACCUCGCCCUGGUCAACAAGUACAGUGAAAUUGUGGAGAUCUUCUUACAACAUAAAGUGGAGGCUGCCCACAGUGAGGACAAUGUCCUUAUUCUUCCGAACUUUAAUCUGAAGGACUCUGAUGGUCAGACAGUACUAGGGCUUGCCCUCUGGAGUGGACUCCACUCCGAGGCUGACCGACUCCUCGGUGCGGGUGCUAACAUCAAUGAGAAAAAUGCUGAUGGAUUCUCACUUCUCCACCAGGCUAUCGAGAAACAGGAUACCACCAGUGCCAUGUUUCUCAUAGAGCACCAGGCAGACCUCAACAUGAAAUAUGUUGAAGAUUUCUUUGGAACCAAUUCACUUGAGACUCCGCUACAACAUGCCAUACAGCGCCACCUACCAGUCGUUGUCGACAUGCUGUGCAAAAGGGGUGUGAAUAUGAACUUACUUGACCAUGAAAAGUCAUGUCCACUUUGGCAAGCUCUGGACACUGGUCAAGAAGACAUUGCACAAAUACUGGUCAAGCAUGGUUGUGACCUUGACCUGUGGUCCGAGGGCCCAAGUAGUUGUGAGCAGACACUACUUCACCGAGCCGUUGAUGAGAACAAUGAAGCGGUCGCCUGCUUUCUCAUCAAAAGUGGCUGUGACAAGAAUGCAACACGUCGACCAGGACCAAAUGGUGAAGGGGAGGACGAGGCUAAAGAUCAGCAGACGCCCCUACACAUGGCCUGUACAUGGGGUCUGGAAAUCGUUGUACAGUGCCUCAUGGAACACUCUGCAGAUGUCAACGCUCAGGAUACAGAAGGAAAGACCCCUAUCCACAUUGCCAUAGAGAACCAACACCCUGUGAUUAUAUCCCUUUUACUGUCCCACCCAAGUCUGGAUCUGACCGUCCGCGACAAACAAGGUUUCACUCCCUUCGCUGCUGCUAUGACGACCAAGAACAACAAAGCUGCUCAGGCCAUACUGAACAGGGAAUCGACUGCUGCUGAGCAGGUGGACAACCGGGGUAGGAACUUCCUCCACACUGCCAUACAGAAGUCGGACAUUGAGAGCGUACUGUUUCUAAUCAGUGUCCAUGCCAAUGUGAACUCUCGUGUCCAGGACUCUCAGCAGCUCACCCCACUACACCUCGCAGUCACGGCAGGCUCCGAAAUCAUCGUCAGAAAUCUGUUACUAGCGGGGGCAGAUGUCAAUGCCAAGACCAAAAAGAAUGAGACAUCGUUACAUCUAGCAGCUUUAAAGGAUCACUCUGUCAUUGCCAGCAUUCUUCUGGAGAACGGUAUUGAUUACGAUGUGGUCGACGAAAAUCUCAACAAUGCCUUACACGUAGCCGUACAACAUGGAAAUCUCAACACUGUCAGGAUUCUACUGACCGAGUCGCGGGUCAACGCUGAGGCAGUGAAUGCUAAGGGUCAGAUGGCGAUCCAUGUGCUGGCACAGUAUGGACGUGAUACAGCUUCAGCGGUGUUUGAACUCUUCAAAGAAAGCAUGCCUGAUUACCCUAUAGACCGACAAGACGCAGAGGGAAAUACAGCUCUACUGUUGGCCUAUGUCAACGGUAACGGAAGUUUGUGCCGGAGUCUCGUACGGUCGGGCGCUCGUCUAGGAACUAUGAACAAACAAGGACUUAGUAUAUUUAAUGCUCCUGUAGCAACAAAACAACUACUUUUUAAAUUACUAGAUAUGCUCUCUAAGGAGCCGCCGUGGUCUGAAGGAGAAGUUUGUUUAGAAUGUAUGGUCAAAUUUAGCAUUAAAACAAGAAAACAUCAUUGUCGUCACUGUGGACGUCUAGUCUGUGCCAAGUGUUCUGCCAAAGACAUGCCUAUCGUCAAGUACAACCUGUCUAAGCCUGUACGUGUCUGUGACAUCUGCUUUGACGUCCUCAGUCUCGGCGGAACGUUCUAACAAUCAAACACAUUUUGACAUUGAUAAGAGAUUUUAGUGUUAUCAUGUGCGACAGGUGCGAUGAGAAUGUGUCACAUCAAACGAGCACCAAGGAGAUAUCUGAGAUUCAAUCUUUUACAUUGUGCAUUUCAUAAGAUGAGAAUUCUCAUUUCAUUGGACAAGUGGAAAAGUACGCCUGCUGCUGUCAAUGAAGAAAAGUUUUCCUAUCACCUGUCACUAAAUAUAUCAGGAUAUAUGUGCAUCAGCAGAUGUGUCAUUUUGGAAGUGUCACUACUUGUGUCAUUCUGGAUGUGUGUGUCACUAUAGUGUCAUUCUGGAUGUGUCACUAUAGUGUCAUUCUGGAUGUGUUACUAUAGUGUCAUUAUGGAUGUGUCACUAUAGUGUCAUUCUUGAUGUGUCACUACUUGUGUCAAUCUG
Molecule: messenger RNA, 3916 nt
Organism: Mizuhopecten yessoensis (Yesso scallop)
Lineage: Eukaryota; Metazoa; Mollusca; Bivalvia; Pectinida; Pectinidae
Product: rabankyrin-5-like
Exons: 26
Coding region: 11-3499 (1162 amino acids)
Molecular function (GO): metal ion binding; protein binding
Source: RefSeq, a predicted model, not a curated record